CAAAUGGUCCAAACGAGAGUCCGUAGUAGCUAUCAUGGCAGUGUUGUUAGGACUAUUCACAGGACUUUGUUUUACAGUGAUUUGUGUUAUAGUGCGGCUUCUGAUUGUGAUUCGUUCUGGAUCAAAAUGUAAACCUGGAGAGAAAGGUCCCGUCUGCGUGCUUAUCGUUGCUGGAUCAGGGGGACACACCACUGAGAUCCUGCGACUGAUGGAGAGUCUCUCUCAGUCCUACAGCCCAAGACACUAUAUAAUCGCAGACACAGACAAGAUGAGUGAAGACAAAAUACGCACCUUUGAAAACUCAAAGAAAGACACUGGUUCAAAAGGCCAGUUUACCAUCCAGAGGAUCCCUCGAAGCCGUGAGGUGCGGCAAUCCUGGAGUUCCUCUGUGAUCUCCACUCUGAACGCCCUGCUCUACGCCGUUCCUCUGGUGUUCAGGCUCAGGCCAGACAUGGUGCUGUGUAACGGCCCUGGGACCUGCGUCCCUCUGUGCGCGGCAGGACUUCUCCUGGGCCUCCUGGGAUUGAAGAGAGUCCUGCUCGUCUACGUUGAGAGCAUCUGCAGAGUGGAGAGCCUAUCCCUGUCCGGGAAGAUCCUCUAUCACAUCUCGGACUACUUCUUUGUGCAGUGGUCCACCUUGAAAGACAAAUACCCCAAAUCAAUUUACCUCGGAAGGAUAGUCUGACUCUGAAUAGACUAUCUGGGGGGACUAACCUUUUUGUUUUUACUAAUACUAUUUCAUCAUGUUACAAACGGGAACACUUUGCUCUGAUAGAUCAUGUUUAAUAGUUCGCCUGCUUGAUGGACUGUGAUGUACAUUUUUUCUACAAACUACAAUGUGAAUACUUUGGAACAUCGAGCCCUAUACAUAAUCUAUACAUAAUAUAUAGAUAAUCUAUACAUAAUAACUACAUAAUAACUAUGUAAAGCUCUUUUGGACCACUUCAAUGUGUUAUGAAAUGGUGCUUUUAUUAUAUGGUGCUGUGUACAGUGUAAAGAAAUACUAAAUGUUAUUAUUCAUACCUGAUAUGUAGCUACAGUAGAUCUGACUUGAGUGAGGUGUUGGUGUCACUACCAUUGUGAAUAAAUUACAUUACCUAA
Messenger RNA from Oncorhynchus tshawytscha (Chinook salmon), 1101 nucleotides. It is a transcript of the gene alg14, whose product is annotated as ALG14 UDP-N-acetylglucosaminyltransferase subunit. Gene Ontology annotation, cellular component: UDP-N-acetylglucosamine transferase complex. Gene Ontology annotation, biological process: dolichol-linked oligosaccharide biosynthetic process. NCBI's taxonomy places the organism in Eukaryota, Metazoa, Chordata, Actinopteri, Salmoniformes, Salmonidae. The transcript is spliced from 4 exons. Bases 35 to 685 code for a protein of 216 amino acids. The record is from RefSeq and is a predicted model, not a curated record.